AUGAUGCUCCUGGACACGGAGGCCCCGAGACACGCGCCUGCGCACCUGCACGCGCACCUGUACAGAGACACGUGCCUGCACACCGCAGCUGCGCACCUGAACGCGCACCUGCACGCGCACCUGCACACGCACCUGCACACGCACCUGUACAGAGACACGUGCCUGCACACCGCAGCUGCGCACCUGCACGCGCACCUGUACAGAGACACGCGCCUGCACACCGCAGCUGCGCACCUGCACACGCACCUGCACGCGCACCUGCACACGCACCUGUAUAGAGACACGCGCCUGCACACUGCAGCUGCGCACCUGCACUCGCACCUGUACAGAGACACGCGCCUGCACACCGCAGCUGCGCACCUGCACACGCACCUGCACACGCACACGCACACGCGCAGGCGCACACGGUGUUAUGACCUCGGUCAGAGGCAGGAGCGCCGUCUGCGGUUGGCGGCCGUCGCAGGUGCGGCCGCGGAGGAGCCGAGAACCCCCCGGGACCUCGGGAUGCGGGAGGCGCUGCGCCCCACGAGGAAGGGCCCGGGCGGUGGGUCCCCCGAGGUCACGCAGGCCGCCCGCGGUCAGCCCUGA
Messenger RNA from Canis lupus familiaris (dog), 588 nucleotides. RefSeq lists its product as uncharacterized. The transcript has 2 exons. The record is from RefSeq and is a predicted model, not a curated record. NCBI's taxonomy places the organism in Eukaryota, Metazoa, Chordata, Mammalia, Carnivora, Canidae. Bases 1 to 588 code for a protein of 195 amino acids.